UUAUCUCCAGACAUCAAUGGCUUUUUAUAAAGUCUCUGAAAGCUUUGCUAUUGAUUGAGCGAAGGACACGAUUAUGACAGAAGGAUGCUGUGCACUGUGCUUGUUUGUUCCUCCCCGGGAACAUUGAAGAUUGCUUUGCUAUUUUGUUCAAACUGCAUUUGGCCAGUCCUGACACUUAAACCAAGCUGUGUACAUCGACGAAGCUGCGCCUUGACAUAUUGUGAAUGAACUCAUAACAAACAGCUAACUGCUUUUAGGUCGGACGUUGGCGGUGCCAGUUCUGACAAUUAUACACUUGUGCGAUGUUGUGUUGGCAAAAUUGCUUGGGAGUCUGUGGUGAUGCCAUUCCUUCUUUCAAAGGACCUGUGGAUUCAAAGAUCCCCACAUGAAAUCACCAUCAUCCACUCCAAAGGCUGAGCCAAACAUCUGCUUCAAUUCCAGAGGCUGCUGGAGGAGAUCCCUCAGGCUGGACUCGCCAACGGCCCUAAGAAAUGCCACUUCGGACUGCUUGAAGAGUGUUACCUAGACUUCUAGAUCAACUGGGGACUGAUAAAACCUUCAAAAGCAGAUAGAAGCUGAGCAGUUUUAUACUUCCUGGUCUGUCGUGUUCCUGUUGGAAAUUAAGUGACUUGAGCUGUCUCUGCGAUCAGCAGUUAUUUGGUGAAACUCAAGAUUCAUAUCAGAACACAUUAGGCAAAAGAUGAAGAACCACUUCAAUGUUAGUGCCCUCAGCAGCUUGAGUGCCCCAGCGAUUGUGGGAAACGCUUGCGGAAUCGACUUCAGUCAAGACGGCAUCUUCCUUCCCGUCUUGUACGGAAUCUUCUUCAUCAUCGGCACCCCUUUAAACCUGUUGGCACUCUUUGGGCUCUACAGACUCAUCCAGUCAGAGAACGUCCUACCAGUGUAUGUCAUCAACCUUCUGAUCGCAGAUCUAAUUCAACUUCUGACUUUGCCUUUGUGGAUAGACUACUAUGCAAACGGACACUACUGGCGCUUCGGAUCCCAGAGCUGUCAGUUCAUGGGUUUGUUUUUUUACAUUAGCAUUUACACGGGCAUCUUCUUCAUGUGUAUCAUCGCUCUAGAACGUCACCUGGCCAUCGCCAGACCUCUCAGUUUUAAGCAUCUCCGUAACUUGAAGUUUGCUCGCUGGAUAGCACUCGGCAUUUGGAUUCUAAUUGCGGUGCCACCUGCCAUUGCAUUCAACAAGCUCUUUCCCAAGCAGGAAAAUUACACUCUUUGUAUCGAGAAGUAUCCCUCGGAGGGCAGUUUUAUCACCUACAGGCUGAUUACUCUGCUUGUGUCCUUCAUCAUACCCCUGAGCUUCAUUGUUGGUCUCCACAGAGAGACCGUCCGCUCGCUGAUGGCAAUCAACUCGCUUUUAUCUGAGGAGAAGAGGAGAAUCAGGGGUCUGCUCACCCUUCUGGUGGCCGUAUUUGUCACGGUGCUGGGGCCCUAUCAUUUUAUCGGCUGUGUGAAGUACGUGGGACUGCUGAUACACAGCAGUCCGUGCGUUUGGGAGAAGGCUGUGUUUGUGCCCUAUCAGUUAGGACGAGGCUUUCUGAGCCUUAACAGCUUGCUGGAUCCUGUGUUUUACAUCUUUCUCCGCAGAGACUUCCGUGCCGCCACCGAGAAGUACUUGCCCUGCCUGAGGAGAGUGAGGAACAGAUCGUAUCGGACAGAGAAAGCGACAAGCUCCACUCUUGACUGUGAUUGAAGAUUUUCCCCCUGGUUAUGUAUUUGAAAUACACUUUGGACAAAAAACUAAGAAACUAUGCCAAACUAAUACAAAAGGCUUAAUUAGAUUUAUGGUGGUGCCAUCAUCUAAGACAGAUGUUUUCGCAUUAUUGUUCAUUAUUGACAUUUGGCAUUGCUGCACUUUUAGUUUAGCCUUCCUGGCUCCUGACUUUUUUGUUUGUCUGUUGAUCAUUUCCAUGUCUGCACUGCUGGACCGAUUUUUAUUUUAUUUUAAUUUAUCUUACACUGUAAAAAAAAAAAAACAACCCUAAUUUUACAGAAAAUAACCCUAAAUUUUUUACAGUAGUUUUCUGUUAUUUCAAAUUACAUUCAAAAUUUUGUAUAAUUACAAACAAUAUCUGUAAAUUAACAACUUGACUGUUAUUUCAGGUAUUAUAUCAUUAAAGACAAAUUACAGUAUUUUUUCUUUUUUUAUACAGGAAAAUUACUGUAUUUUUUUGUGUUAUUUUAAAUUAUGUACAAAUUUACGUAAAAUUACACAAAUAAUCUGUAAUUAAAAAAAGGUUUAUGUCCAUUCUAUCAAUUUAAUGUUCUUUUUUGUAAUUUUAAAGUAAAUCUUAUUGGUUCUAUAUUUAGGUGUAUUUUUACAUUCAAACUCUGUAAUUUUAUAUAGAAUAUAAAAUCAGCCUUAAAAUCUACAAAUCAUGUAACCGUGCAAUAAAAAAAUGUAUUGCAUUAAAAAUGUUUUAUUUUUAUAAAGAAAAAAAAUCAGUGAGUGUAUAAAGUACAGUCUAACGUUAUAAGAGAAAUGUAACAGACAGAUCCGUGUAAUCACAAGAAUUUAUUGCAGAAAUGUCAAAAAGCAGUACCACAGUAGUCCAAAUGACGAUGCGUUGCAGUUGCGGUCCUCUCUGACGGAAUAUAAUAGUUUAGUGCGAGGAGCAGGGCAUAAUUUAAGUUGUUAAACGCUGAAAAUACUCUCCCGAUCAACUCGGAAACACGGCAUGUCGCAAUCUGUGACGAAACCGGCGAUAGCCAAUGAACGUUUGAUAUCGCUGCUGUAAAGAAAGUUUGUAAACGCUUUAAUCUUUCUAUAUAAAUCUGUAUAUACAGCCCCUCUAGUGUGUAAUUGUUAUAUCAUGUAUAAUGUUUGUUAUAUACAUGUAAUUUGUUUUUGUUAAUAAAAACACACAAGUACGAGAUGAAAAAAAAAAAAAAAAGAUAUCGCUGCCGUAAAACUUCUUGUAAAACUUAUUAACGGCAAAUUUUGAAUCUGUUACUAUAGCUACAGAGGAAGGAGAUAUAUAUCACUUACGUAUGGUUUGAAUUUGUAUCUGUUCCUCACACAAAGCAUCACAUGGAUACCGAAGAUUUGAAUAAAAAUAAAAUACUUUUAUGAUCAUUUUAUUUAAUGCUAGUGAAUGACAGCAUAUUAAUAAAUGUAUGUGCCCCAUGUUAAAACCAAAUUAAUAUUGCAUGAUAAGUUAAAUGUCCUCUCUCUCUCUCUCUCUCUCUCUAUAUAUAUAUGUGUGUGUGUGUGUGUGUGUGUGUAAAGAUUCUAAAAUUAGAUAUUUGUAUUGAGAAUAACAUAUAACAUAAAAUAUAAUUUAA
Messenger RNA from Onychostoma macrolepis, 3306 nucleotides. RefSeq lists its product as uncharacterized. Gene Ontology annotation, biological process: G protein-coupled receptor signaling pathway. Gene Ontology annotation, molecular function: G protein-coupled receptor activity. Bases 701 to 1714 code for a protein of 337 amino acids. The transcript is spliced from 5 exons. NCBI's taxonomy places the organism in Eukaryota, Metazoa, Chordata, Actinopteri, Cypriniformes, Cyprinidae. Gene Ontology annotation, cellular component: membrane. The record is from RefSeq and is a predicted model, not a curated record.